Messenger RNA from Spirometra erinaceieuropaei, 9143 nucleotides. Lineage: Eukaryota; Metazoa; Platyhelminthes; Cestoda; Diphyllobothriidea; Diphyllobothriidae. The record is from the annotation of a GenBank genome assembly.
AUGCUAGUCUACGACAAACCACAGCAGGCCGAACUACGUCACACACUCAAUCACUCCACGUGUCUCCGCAAUGACACACACACCCCACACAUGACCCAUUCCGAGACCACAUCGCAAGCGCGGAGCAGGGACCUCCUCCCCGUCGGUUGGAAGUGCGUUCGUCUGCUCCUUCAGCAUGUGACCCCAAUAUACGAUCUUGACAACACACCCCAUUGUAAGAAAUCCCGGUUUGCUGUGUGAGAAACAGGUCGUGGCAUGCGCCGACGGAUUGCCUUAGUGGUAAAAAGGCGAGCUCCAGGAUGAAGUCGCGAAGUCGCGACAUAACCAUUGGAAUGAGAGCUUUUCUCUUCUGACUUAGUUUCAUUAGUUCUGUCAGUCACUACCUAAGUCUCAGCAUAGGCUGACUGACCGACUCGGGCAAUCAACAGCUGCAUAGAACAGGAAAGAGGGAGAGAGGCCGACUCUGGGGGAUUCAUCCCCAUGACACUUCAACACCUUUCACAAUAUAAUAAAUCUGAAGCGUUUGAUUAAAUCACGACACAGUGAACGUCGUGGCUUGAAAGGUGGCUAAAUGACGGUACGUCACAGACCUCGCAGUCAAUCCAGUGUGUGGAAGAGAAUAUGCGCAUCCCAGGUUCUUGCUUAAAAGAAGACGAAGGCACGAUCACUGGGACAGUAGGUCGUGCCUUCGUCUUCUUUUAAUCCCGUGUGUGUUUAUUUGGAGUGGCCGACCUGUGGACUGAGAGUCAGGCAUAACAGCCUCCCCUUAACCGUGUCCCUAUAGAACUCCUAUGCGUGUGAGGUCCGAACUGCCCACCCCUAUGUGCGAAAUUCUCGUGUGUUGUGCGGAGAACCAGACCAUGCGUAGCACGCGUAUAUGAACUGCCAAGCUCUAUCAACCAGCGUGCCCAAUCCCUACAUCAGAGAGGUUUGGGCAGUAGACUGAUACCUGGAAGAGACAAGAGACAGUGAGGUCGACUCUGGGGAGUCCCUCCCCACGACUCUCGGCACAUGCUCCUUCCAAUAAACCAUCUGACGCGCUCUUAAAGUACCACGAUUCCCUAAAAACCAUGGCCUAAAAGCCUGACAACUGACGCGAUAACUCAGCUCUCCUAUUAGGAUGGGAAGUCAGGCUGCAGUUGCUCCAUUUUAAUUUGGCCUCCAUGACACUCCCACUCGUUUGGAAUACGUGCUGCACACUCUUCUUGCCUGUGUGAAAACCCGGUACAUCUUACUCGGAGCAGGCGUGUUUGGCACGCGUAGGCAUAUUGUUUACCUUAGUCAACAUCUGCGCCCUCUCCCACCUCCGGUUUUCCUAACCCCCCCCCCCCCCUGACGCCGGGCUCAGAUGGGUCAGAGAGGAGAGAGUGCGAUAGCCACAGCACAAUUGUACCUUGAUUACAAGUAAUUAACACUCAAAUAACCACCCCUGUGCUCAUCCUAAUGUGGGUAUAUGUUGCACAUAGUCGAAAACGACGGUCGAACUUCCAGAUCACACUCAUUGGGCGACAGCGAUCGCUACAAAAAACAGUUCUGGCCAUGGUCCAUAAUAACAAUGAUUUUAUUGUGUGUCUUCCAGGUCACAAUCACUGCAUGAGCAUGUCCACGGAAUAUUCUAUGCAGGGGUGAUACGCAAAAUAUAAAUGUCAGGGAGUAAAUAGCACAGCCACUUGGUAGAAUUUUCCCAAGUGGAAAGCAAACUUUAAGUCAGAAAUUCCUAAAGACUAAAAACACUUUCUACAAAAGUCCACAUUACUUUGUGGAAUAUCUUAGUUUAAAAUACUGCUGGUUAACAUUAGAUAUGCCUGAUUCGUGCGAAUUAUUAGAGAAUAAUGUCGCUCAGAGGAGGAGGAGGAGGAGGAGGAGGAGGAGGAGGAGGAGGAGGAGAAUAAGCAGGAGAGGAGCUGGACCGUCUCCCGGCUGGAUGUGUACGUGUUUCUAAGUUUGAUCUUUAUGUGGGCAACUCUUUCGUGUAAAGGACAAAACCUGGACUAAUAACGAAUUCGAACCACUACAGUCGUCUGUCAUGCCUGGUCUGAAACAAUCUUACGAGUGUGAGCUACCUCAUUCAAGGCGAAUUCGGCUUACUUUGGUGUCAUCCCUUCGAAUUCGAUCCUGAAUUGUAACUUUGUCGGGUUUUUCAAAACUUGUUAGUUCCUUUGGUGUGCAGGGCACAUAGCGUUGAAUGAAAUCGUACAGGAGUUAUGAGACAUUAGAAGCUCGGAAAUAUCAAAUCGGCCGUAUAGUCAUUCAUGCGGCAUUCGAGACAGUCGCACACCACUCGUCCUACAACGUCCCAGAGGAUAUCCCUAUGAGAAUUGCAGUAGCUUGUUUUGAUUCGCACUACUGUGAAACUAUCUAAGGAAUAGGUUCAAUGCUCACUCGCCGGCUUUAUUCACUCCAGUGGUGCGUUUCGCAAAUCCGCUCUCGCGGCGGAGGUCGAAUCAUUGCUUAUCGCUUGUCAGAACUGCUUGCUGAAUUUCAUUACCGAGACUAAAAAAUUGCACAAAAAUUCAUAAAUUAAUGCAGUCUCAUGUAAUCAUCAGGAAAACGGAUAUGAAUGAAGUAAAACGGACGGUGGACAAACAGUCUGAUGGAUACCCUGACCUAACAACAAGAGUUAGAAUUCUAAAGCGAAAUUUUGAUCCUGUCAUAAAGAUAAGGACGGCAGUCAUAAAUGCACCACAACUCUCGAAGAAUGAGACAAGAUCGCUGGACCAGGAGCAUUACUUGCUUGGUGCUUCAGAUUCACACUCUAAUCCAUCAUCACAGACAGCAUCAAAUAAGGGUAGUGAAUUUUACAGGUUGUGGAAUUAAGAUAUAUUCGACGGGUACUUAAAGCGAAUGGCUACCCGCGCAACUUUAUAAACUAGUGCAUGCUCAAGCAAGAUGAGAGAUCCAAUCCAGUCAAUCACACAUUUUGGUGAGAGCUUCCGUAAGUCAAGAACGUCUCGGAAGCCGUCGGCCGCCUUCUCACACUCUUUGGAUUUGGGAUUGCACACAGACUGAAAGCAAGCAUAAGGUGCCAAGCCAUGAGGCCAAAAGACCCACCGCCACGGUAGAAAACGUCUGCAGUCGUUCAUCUCAUCUGGUCGGAGAUUACUCCGAACGCAAAUGAUCGAGUAUUCAGCGAUGAGGAGGAGGGAUACCGCUAGCCGUCAGGUCGCGGCUCAUUCGACAGGACCCUGUUAUGCCUUCAAAUUUACGAGGACGAUAUUCUCGCAAGAGGUGACAACCGCGUGGGUCGCGGGCUGCUUGGGUCAUGAUUCUCCGGUCAGCAGUCUAUUAACUGGCGCAAUAACCCUCGCCCUUCAUAUUCUGCGCUGAAACUUUGUCUAUGCAAUGUGGUUAUCCACUCGGGGAGCCCGCGGACGACCACUGCCCCCAGUAUCAGUGUCAAUGAGCCAAAUGGCCCACGAAACUGCAGGAGUGAUGGCAUUUCGAGGAUUAACGGCUCGACUGCAGACAAAUAAGCAAUUAUUGAACGAUUUGCGACCACCUCCGAUGAAUGCAGGAAGCGCCCCAUUUUGUCUAGGACGCAAGGGCACAGCAACUGCAUAUUGCAACACCUGGGCAAGUAAACGAUUAUCACACUACCGGCAGCUAUCUACGAUGGAUGCAAGGGCUGUCAAUUUCGGUAAGCAUGCAGUGGAGUAGCAACUGCAUCGUGUAAAUAGUGUUACAUCUCUGCAGCUCACUACUCUUAUCUGACUCGAGUGUAAGUCAGGAACGUCAGACGAAUAAAGCACUUGUUUCAGCGAUCGUGGCUCCUUAUUCACGAUUUCUUUCUGCGACCCGGCUCUCUACUUCAAUCAACAUCACAAGUUUAUACUCUGGAUGAUAAUAACAAGUGACUGAAAAUCGCCAAACAUCCCGACCAAGCACACGCGAGAUGAAACAGAGCAUCGUUUAUCACAAUAUUGUACAAAACCAAAAGAAAUAAUAAAUGACGGUAAGAUAUGGUUAUGUAGUCCCACCUAAUGGACGCAAUACUGUUGGGGUAGGGGAUAGGGGUUAGGGUCAGGGGUUAGGGCAACUAUUUCUCAACCACUCAAAGUGCAACCGCGCAUUCCCAAUAGCUUUUCUUUUGCAUACAGCUACUUGACCUCGUUGUCUGUGCGUUCCCCGGCCCCAUCUGUAAAAACCUCUAUUACCACCGGUCCUGUAUUAAAGGUGGCUGGGGUUUGUUUACUUCAGUUGCGGCCACAUAACCACAUCUGACCUAAAUGACUUCUCUAGAACCAACCGCAGAUUCGACCGAGGUGAGGUCUCGAAGCUGUCAAAUUGACCUUAGUACAACAAAACCGCGCAUCCCCGUACGGUCAGCAGGGCUGGGGUCUACAGUAGCUACUCGCACGCAGCCAACGGAGGGUGAUUGUCAGGUGUCCUGCAAGAAGUCCAAAAAUGACUUCGAUGGUGGCCCACGAAAGAGACAAAAGCACACCGUGUGACUGGCGAGCCAACUCAAAUUUGAAAUCGAGAAGUCCAAGAAAAUAAACAAAGGCUGCUGCAUUGGGUAGGAAAAGAAAUUGGGACAAUACCCGACUCGCAUCCUCAACUGAUCGGGAUGCUGAGAGUGCAGGAACCAGAUCUUCAGAAACAAGUUAAAGAUACGGACGGGAAAAUAUUCAUCGGUUAUCUGAAAGGUACUCAAUUCAACUACAGUCAAAACAUUUUUUCAGUUUUCAAGGUUAGAAUGAAUCAUGAUCCUAGCCCAUUACCAAUAGACAGCGACGCGCCUACCUUUCUCAAAGGACAUAGGAGAUGAUAGGCUCGACGAAUGCCAGGUCUGAAAUCUCAACCAAAAUCCAUAAAGUCAUUUGACAAAUCGGAACGGAAGCGUUCCGAUUAUUACAACAAAAUCCAUAUGCACGGAGUGUGUGUGUCGAGGUUAUUUUUCGUCAAACUACGGGCAGAAGGAAGGCACUAAUGUGAGACAGCCGAUACGGAAAUGAAAGUACGAAUGGGCAGGUGAGAUGAAAACUUCAGAAUGAGAGAUUAAGGAAGUAUUCACACCAAACGAGCAGUUCCUUGGGCGAUGGUUCAAUCAAUAUACAUACAGUGGAUUUCGACGCUUAAAACGCUAGUCACCUCUGGCCAGGAACCUGCAGUUCAAACUGUCAGAGUAUCUAAGAUGAACAAGAUGAGUUUAAAUAAUUGUCUUUGAACAAAACCUCUUCCUAAUUGCACUUAUAGGAACCUGGUUAACUGUUGGAAUAAAGGCUAGUGAAGCUAAUGACGCUGCUUGCUCUGGCGGCCUGAACCGUUGGCUCUUUUUAGACAACCCGCAGAGCAACCGAACGGAGGGGAGGACAGCACCGGUCGCUGGACAUAGCAGCUCUUAGCAGGACCCGAUUCUCCGAACAGGAACAACUGGAGGAGCUAGAUGCUGGUUCUGGAGCGAGCGUUCAAAAAACGGAGCCAUGUAUCACAGGAGUCGCCCUUGCGAUACUGAACGACAUCAUGAGAUGACUGCCUCAGGGCAUCAGCGCCGUCUCAUGACUCUGCAUCUGCCUCUUUUGUGUUUACAAGUCGACAGAAAGAGGGUUUUCAAAUCCAAUAUCGGAGAAUCAGAGCUAGUGGAACAAAAUUUACGGUGGCCGGCAAAGUACAGUCGGCUCAGAAGGCAGUGGCAGCAACUGUUUCAACAAGCCGAGUGCUAACCGUCGAUGCUGUUAGCCCCUUCGCGAGGUGGGUGUGCCUGAGUCAUGCCUGGGUGCGGCUACUCGUUGAAAAUAAAAAUAUCUAUCGGCGUCGAAAUGUUGGCAACUCGGAAGCUGAGUCAGGGGCUGAAUAAACCGAAAACUGGCAAGAGGGCUAAGUUUCUGUCACCACGCCGAGAAAACCGUCACACCUACGGCCCUCUCCCAGGUAGUAGUACCGAGAACGUGAUCAACAAGUUCUACGAAGACUUGCAUGUUCUUCUAUUGACUGUGCCAAAGGAACUAACACCAAUUAUCGCGUCCACACUAUCAGUGGACAUUCAAGGCACGGCAUGGCUCCUCUGGCAUCUCCAGGCCCAAUUCUAUGGCAAGCCACCCCGUCGAGUCACGCAUUGGACUAGUCGGUUACUUCCGAAACCGACACAUUGAGGUCGGCGAAUCAAUGCUAAGAUCGCCGGUGAGGCGGAUGCAGAGCAAGCCUGGACCAUUUUUAACAAACUCAGACAUAAGUCAUAGCUGUUGGGCCUAGCUCGUAUGGGAACAGUGAAGGUCGCCGCUUGAGAUGGUCGAAACUUAUCUUUAAUUUUAAUCCGAAAAUAGAAGUCUAAGUAUUUAUAUCUUUUACUAGUACUUGUUUUGCCAGUUGCUCUUGUUUCCUUGCUGUUAUUGUUAGUGCUGUGAUAUUUUUUGAUAAUUUUGGCACAUUGACAGCGAUAGUAUUGUUAACUGAUGUCCUCGCUCAUACAUGAUUGGUCAGCAAAUCAAAAGUAAAAGGUGUAGAAUUCAUUUGGGAGUCACGGGCUCCCGGAUAGCCUGAUAUUUUUCUAAAUAGAAUAUGUGGGGAUAUGAAACCCAAACUAAGUGUUGGAACGAAUAGCAGAAAUUUGAACAGAAAGCUUAACGGCGAGACAAGUGGCAGAUGGUCAGAUCAUGUCGUCAAAAGAACGUGCAGCAGGAACGUUAAAAAUUGAGCGAAUGGACAGAUGAGUAAACAAAUCCGGACAGUGGAGAAUUGAUAAAAGUUAUCAAAUGGUCAAGGGGUAUGAAGUGUGCUUUCGGAAUGCGGGGCAACGAAGACUGCAGGCUUAUCGGUUGUAUGUUACCUAACUCUGUUUGAAUAUACCUCGAUGGACGACCCCGACGUCUACAGGGAAUCAAGAGGCUUCUGAAAUAGUCCAUGCUAGAUGGGACGACUUCCCCGCAUAGCCGGUUCACGGGGUUAAGGACAUGUUAUAAAAGACUUGCCUGUAAAACUCCUGUAUUCACUGGAAACCUGGAUAGCCCUCCCGAGUGCCCUCAAACACUGAACUACGGUAAAUAAACAAAUCUUACUCCUCAUAGUCUACCCUGUUGACCAGCUAAGUCCGUGCGCGGCCGCUCUUUUCGGGCUUAUCUAGUCCUUUCUCUGCACUUAGACUGCAGAUAUAGCAGGAAAACUCAGUUGCGUGCUUCUGAGCACUUUUCCAAAAUUGUCACGUUGAUCACGGGCUACGAAAAUCAUGUCGCUGAGCAGUGUUCGGGGCGUAGCCAAACAAAUAUGACAUAUACCAUGCAAAUGUUCGCAUGAAGAUGUGGCGGAUAUGUCACCAAGUAGGGGAAAGUUCUCUACAUGCAUUGGCAGCAUCCCGCUUCGGUGGUAUCGGACUGGCAGAAGUAGGGAUCCCCUAAUCCGCAUCUUCGGCACCGUAUGUUGCGCGUCAGUGCACUUUUAAGUCUAACCCUUGACUAUUUACGAGGAACUGAGAUUGUUGCCUAUCUACUAAACAAGAUUUUUCUGAGUAGACGAGUAGCCACAUAACUAGGCUUCAACUUAAAUGACGCUUGCCAAAAUCGAGGUUUGGCAGAUGAUUGAUGUAGAUGAAAAAUUGUAACGCUUGAUGCACAGACCUUAGAAGGACACUGAUAUUUGCCGGCAUGUUGGGUGACAUGUCUUCCUUGACGCGCACGCAGAGGGUCCAGUUGGACAGACAGAUUUUAAUUAAUUUCAGUUGGUAUCAGUCAGUAUAUUCGGAGUUCCUUGCACACCAGUGAGGAGUAGGGAGUUUCCCGUGUUGUAGGCCUUGCCAAGGUCUUGAUAUAUAGGCCUAAUUUCCGAGUCUGAGAGACCUAAGGGCUUCUUUCAGGGUCUCAGCGAACAAAACCUUCACUUUCCCUUUUCCAGAAUACUGCUAGCCUUCGUAGCUCGCUCACUAUACUGAGGCUAACAUAUGAUUAUUGCAUCAUAGUUUCCAAUGAUUACACAUAAAACUCUGGUCGCUUCAGACAACGAAGAACCCAGAAUUCCCGUUCUUUCGUCAUAUGCUUGGAGGCCCUGCUGCCGAAACGAUUGGCAUCUGCCUGUCAAUAGACAAUCAUCUCUGCCGACGGCUGACUGUUGCCUUGUGCUAUAGGGCCUCUGCAAAUCGCUUCUUCUCGUGGCUGCCGCUCAAUUUCUGGGUUUUAUUUCAUUCAUUUGGUUUUUAUUUUCGACAAAUGCACUUUUUUCUGUAUGAAAUGAAAAAUACAACAAUCAUGUAAUUCCCUAAAAUAGUUCAGAAGACGAUGAUUGAACCGACCUGCUACUUCAUCCUUAUUUUUGAAUUUCAUUUCUCAUCUACCUAACACUAUUCCUUCCAGUACUAAUCAACAAAGGCAUAUGACGUUUUUUGAAAUUGAAUUUUGAAAAUUCUUUGGCGUUGACCCUUCUUUUGUGAGACGUGCUGUUGACCCCAGGUUGUUCGCGCGUAGCGGCCACGCCCAAGUAACCACCUCGACCAGUGGGCUAAACCAGAUGACGAUAUCCGGAGAUUGGGCGUGUGGGUUUUGUGUAUGUCUCAGAUCCGGUUGUUCUGUCUCCUGUCCCACUCUAAACCAAAACUAAAAAAUCAUAUGGAGUGAGUGACAGCGACCUCUGGGCGGUCCAGACUAACUCGGGCUAUUUUCCCACUAAAAACAGCUGUGGCCCGUAGUGGAAUUCAGCAGCCGCCUAGGAUGAGCGAUCAACCCCAUUUAGGGGUAGCACCAUUUACCUCCUCUGGGGUGUGAGGGGCUAGGACAGGUGACCUAAGUAGAUUCUGGAUAAUCACGUCGUGUGCGAGCUGGCAGUGCCUCGCAGACUCAAACUAGCAGUCAAACCACAACGGGGAACCAAACCUCCCUCCCAAUCCUCCGUUCCACCCUCAGGCUGCUAGUUUGACUCUACUCACUAUAGCAGCCCGGAAUGUUCGUUCUUUUCUAGGUAACUCACCAAGCAAUCGAGCGGAAACGGAGACAACGCUGGUUGCCAGAGAACUGGUGCACUACAACACGGAUAUUGCAGUUCCCAAUGAGACACGAUUCUCUGAACAGAUUAAGUUGGAGAAGGUGGAUGCCAGUUGCACCUUCUGCUGGAGCGACAGCUCAAAGGCAGAGCUACAUGACGCUGGCGUUAUCUUUGCAAUUCCUAACAACAUCGUGGGACGACUAACCACUCUGCCACAGGGCCUCAACGACCGCUCCUGA